This is a messenger RNA of Coffea eugenioides, 1236 nucleotides long. Its product is annotated as putative nuclease HARBI1. The record is from RefSeq and is a predicted model, not a curated record. Bases 1 to 1236 code for a protein of 411 amino acids. Lineage: Eukaryota; Viridiplantae; Streptophyta; Magnoliopsida; Gentianales; Rubiaceae. The transcript has 3 exons.
AUGCAGAAUAUAGUUGGAGAACAACAUAGUGAUUCAUCGUCCGAUGAUGAAGAACUUGAGUUCUUAGCUUUGUUUGGUGUGAAUGCACCUUUGAAUGCACGCUACAAUGUGGCGCCUGUGGGUGGCGAAAAACGUCAUUUUUAUGACGGGAAAAAAAGUGGACAGGACUGGAUCGAUGACCUUAAAGCAGGACAUCAUGACAGAAUGCUAAAUGCCAUGAGGAUGGAUGUUCCUUCUUUCUUAAAGCUAUGUGAAAUUUUAGUCAACGGAAAUUUCAUUAAACAAGAUUAUCGGAAAAGGGUUCAGGCUGAAGAGGCUGUAGGCAUGGCUCUACAUUGUGUGAGCCAUGAUGAACGGCAUCGAAAUAUUGCCGAGAGGUUUCUCCACUCCACUGAAACGAUCCACAGGAAUAUUAAGGAGGCAUUGCAAGCUAUUGUGCGUUUAGCCCCGAUUCUAAUACGGCCGAGGAAUGAGACUGGUGUGCAUCCCAAGAUAUACAACAGCAAUGCCUUUUAUCCAUGGUUUAAGGACUGUGUUGGCGCUAUAGACGGAACUUUGAUUCCCGCCAGUGCGCCACUAACUCGGCAACGUGCUUUUCGUAGUAGAAAAGGUGAAAUUUCACAGAACGUGCUAGCUGCUUGUGACCACGACAUGCGAUUCACUUAUAUUUAUGCUGGUGUUGAAGGGAGUGCUCAUGAUACUAGAGUUUUUCAGCAUGCUGUGUUGUCCCCUGAUUCUUCAUUUCCAAUGCCGCCUGCAGGUAAAUACUAUCUUGUUGACUCGGCUUACAAGAAUAUGCCUGGUUUUUUGGCCCCGCAUAAAGGCCACAGAUACCAACGAGACCAGUUUGGCGGGGUAUCUGGUGGACCAAGAGGCAAGUAUGAGCUUUUCAAUCACCGUCACUCGCAACUCCGCAAUGUCAUUGAGCGGACCUUCGGCGUGCUAAAGGCUAGAUUCCCAAUCUUGAAAGGGCCAAUGUCGAACUACUUGAUGAAUAGACAAGUAGAAUUGGUAAUUGCCUGUUGUGUAUUACAUAACUUUAUCAGGGAUGAGCAUCCACAUGAUGAGUUGUUUGCAAGGGAGUCCGGGGAAGAUGAAGAAGAUUAUGCCGAUCCGGGUGCACAACCCCAGCAAAUUGACUUAUCUGCUGCGGCACAGCGCAAUUGGAAUAGUUUCCGGAUGGCCAUAACCGAUCACAUGUUCGACCACUGGAAUGGGAGAUAUGUUCCACACUAG